Parnassius apollo (apollo) is the source of this 1017-nucleotide messenger RNA. The record is from the annotation of a GenBank genome assembly. Lineage: Eukaryota; Metazoa; Arthropoda; Insecta; Lepidoptera; Papilionidae.
AUGAUUAUUUUUACAGUUCACUUGGCUAAGAUAGGGCCAUUAACGGAUUUAAGAUGGCAAUCGGGUGGGAAGAAAACUCAAGAGGACAACAACAUAGCAAUACAUGUCACUCCACCCGAUGGCGAAGAAGAUGAUGAGAUCGUACCUCCGCUGAGGCCGCGCAGGAAGCUGAGCAGUCCGCUUAGCAGCUUACCUAGCGCCGUCGAAGGCUUUGUUGGUGGACCCGCACCACGUUCACUGUCGCCGUUGGAUCGCACAAAGCGGCGCUUCAGUACAAUGGUAUCAAGUGCUGCCGCGGCUGCUGUAUCCCGACGUCUGUCCGCUACGAUUGGCUGGUGUCUUGCUUCGCCUACACAAGUCAAACCACAAAUUGUAAGGCAAGGUCGCGCCCUUUGCUUGCAGUACAUCAAAAGCCAAAUUCGAAGAUCGUCAAUUUGCCCAAAAAAGCAAAUUGUAAUGAAACGCCUGCAGCAAAUGCUUGAAACCGAGUGUGGUGAGGAAGCAAUAUCUAAUACAGAAAACGGUGUGCUGGCCGCAUUACGUGCACUCUGCGCUGCUCUAGAAAGGAAACGACCAGAUGCUUUCCGACAUGUAGCUCGGCAAGCGACUCGGGCACCUACGACGAUGUUGCGGUCUGAUACCGCCCUGGCGGAACUUGCUCUUGCCCUUGCGAGACGUAUUACACGAGAAAACAUCACCUGGUCAAAGAUCGCAGCAGUAUACUGUGUAUGCGGAGCUUUGGCUCGUGAAGCUGCGGAAGCAUCAGAUGGAGAGCCAGCCCUCGAGUUAGUAGCCGCACCGGCAGCUGCAAUUGCUGAUUUGCUUCAUGAAGAGCCUGGAUCGUGGAUUGCAGCGCACGGUGGUUGGAGCGGACUCAUCGAACGUUUACGUGUUAGCGAACGUGAUCAACGAUCCGAGAAAACCCUUCGUGUUAUGGUGUGGUUCUUCGUAAUGGCAUGUUUUGUAUUACUUCUUCUAAGAUGGGUUAUUCAAGGACACCCUGCAUAUUAUUCCUAA